AAUCGAGCUGGGAGCGGGGACGAGGUGGGUUAGGCUCAGCCAGGACCUCCGCCGGCCGGGGAGCAGGGAACCAUAGGGACUCUUCCCUACAGAGCCUCCCCAUCCCUAUAGGGCCCCUAGGGCUGCCGCAGCUUCCAGCAACCCCCAUAAGCCCUAAAAGCCUUCCCUAUAGCUCCCUAAUUUCUUUAUAGGCCCCUAGAACUCUCUAGAGUCCCUAGAGCUUCCUACAGCCCCUAGAGCUCCCAAGAGACCCUACAGAGCCCCUUUAGAUCCCUCAGCACCCCUAUAAACUACUAGAGAGCUCCAGAACCCCUAUAGACCCCUACAGUUCCCUAGCCCCUCUCUAGCUCCCUAUAGGUUCCUGGACCUCCCUUGAUCCCCUCUAGCCCCCGCAGUGCCAGUAGGAUGAACUACCUGCGGCGCCGGUUGUCAGACAGCAACUUCAUGGCAAACCUGCCCAACGGGUACAUGACAGACCUGCAGCGCCCGAUGCCACCCCCACCCCCGCCCGGCCCUGCUGUGCCUCCUGCCUCCCCUGGUGACCGGCCCCCCUCGGCCCCUGGGCCAGGUGGGGGUGGGGGAGGGGGUGGGGGCUUCUUCUCCUCACUAUCCAAUGCUGUCAAGCAGACGACGGCAGCGGCAGCUGCCACCUUCAGUGAGCAGGUGGGUGGGGGCGGGGCUGGGGGUGGGGCCCGUGGGCGCCUCCUGUUGGUCAUCGACGAGCCGGGGACAGACUGGGUGAAGCUCUUCAAAGGCCGCAAGAUCCAUGGGGACAUCGAGGUCCGGGUGGAGCAGGCAGAGUUCUCAGAGCUCAGCCUCGUGGCUCAGGCCAACGGCACUUUCUCAGUGGCCAUUGAGGGGCUGCGUGGCGGGACCAAGGUCGUCAGGACAUUGCGGCCUGACUUCGUGUUGGUGCGACAGCAUGCCUACAGCACGGCACGUGGCGGUGAUCAUCGGGGGCUUGUCAUUGGGCUGCAGUAUGCUGGGGUCCCAGCCCUCAACUCCCUGCAUGCCAUCUACAACUUCUGUGACAAGCCCUGGGUUUUUGCCCAACUGGUUCGCCUGCGUCGGAAGCUGGGGGCUGAUGAGUUCCCACUCAUUGACCAGACCUUCUACCCCAACCACAAGCAGAUGGUGACAUCGCUGCGGUUCCCGGUGGUGGUGAAGAUGGGCCAUGCCCACUCUGGGAUGGGCAAGGUACGAGCAGGUGACUCACAGGCACUGGCGGACCUGGCAGGGUUGGUGGCGUUGACACGGUGCUAUGCCACAGCCGAGCCCUUCGUGGAGGCCAAGUACGACGUGCGGGUGCAGAAGAUCGGUGCUGCCUACAAAGCCUACAUGCGAACGUCGGUGUCAGGGAACUGGAAGACCAACACCGGCUCGGCCAUGCUGGAGCAGAUUGCUGUGUCAGACCGGUACCGGCGCUGGGUGGAUGCCUGCUCCGAGCUCUUUGGAGGCCUUGACAUCUGUGCUGUGGAGGCUCUGCAUGGCAAGGAUGGGCGCGACCACAUCAUUGAGGUGGUGGGCUCCUCCAUGCCACUCAUUGGAGAUCAGCAGGACGAGGACCGGCAGCAGAUUGUGGAGCUGGUGCUGACCCGCAUGGCCCAGGCACUGCCCCGCACCCCCAGCCCCUCUCCUGCCCGUGGUGGGCCCCUCCAGGGCCCCCUUGCCAGUGCCCGGCAGGGCCCCCCACCACAGCAGCAGCGCCCACCACCACAGGGUGCGCCCCCCCAGUCGGCCCCAGCCCCACCAGCCCAGCGACCACUGGUCCAGCCCCGCCCACCCCCACAGGGUCAGCCCCUCCCCGGCCCUGUCCCCACCGUUCCCCGCCAGCCUAGCCCCACAGCCCCAUCCCCCUCCACUGGCCCCCAGACACCCCGCCCCAGCCCCCUCCCCCCUCCAGGCCAGGCCCAGUCUCCCCGGCCCAGCCCCCUCCCUCCCACAGGCCAGGCCCAGUCCACCCGCCCCAGCACCCACCCUCCCCCAGGCCAGGGCCAGUCCCCCCGCCCCGGCCCCCUCCCCCCACAGCCCCGCCCCCCUGCUGGGGCCCAGCCCCGCCCCCGUGCCCCCCCCCAGCCCCGCCCUGUUCCACCCCCCACCACUCAGCAACCCAGGCCCAGCAUCCCAGGUGGGCAAGGUGGGGGUGGAAGACCCCCUCUGGGGCCCCCCAAGCCCCAGGCAGCCUCGAAGCCUGGCUCGGAUCCCCUGGCCCCACAGCCCCAGCUCAAAGCCACUGGUGGUGGACAGCGCUAGGCCAGAUGGAGAGCCUUCACCAGCCUCUUUGUCACUGGAGAGUGGGACCCCAAAACCUGGGGGAGACCCUGAGACUGCUGGGGGAUUCCUUCCCCAUUACCCUGGACCAAGACCUCCUGCCCCUCCCCUUGUUUGGCCUGAGGCCUGGGGUGACCCCCCAAGAGUGCUAUGGGGACCCCAAAAUCAGUGGUGGCCCCCAAAAGCCAAGGCAACCCCAAAGCUGCCAAAGGACUGCCCCCAUUGCCCAGGACCCCCCAACCUCCCUCCACUGGUUCCUGUAUUCCUCGUUGCUUGGCAUAGCAAAUGGAGGACCCCAAAGAUUCUUGGGGGACCUCAAAAUCAAUGGAGAGCCUCCAAAAACCAAGGGCAUCCCACGACUGCUGGGAAACAACUCCCACUGCCAAAGACCACUCCCAGUCUCUGUAUUCCUCCCCUUGCCUAUUCUAUGGAAUGGGGGAACCCCAAGGGCACUGGGGAGGUCCAAAAACCAAGGGGCCCCCCCAUUUCCCAGACCCCCCCACCCCUGGAGACCCCCUGCACCUUACCAUGCUUGGCCUGAGGACUGGGGUGACCCCCGUUGCAGGACCCCCAAAAUUCAAGGGGACCCGAAGAUUGUCAGAGAAACCUCCCCUCUUCACCCAGCCCCUUCUCCCUGUAUCCCCAUGCUUGGCCUAGUGAAUGGAGGGACCUCAACAUUGUGGGGGGGCAAAAACAAAGGGGAUGCUCCCAGGACUGCUGGGGAAAUCCCCCACAGACCCCCCCUCCCUGUAUCUCCCACUUACAUGGCCUAUUGAAUGCAGGACCCCCCAAACAAUCAGGAAAACCACCCUCAAACCCCUGCUUGGCCUGGUGAUUGGGGAACCCCUAAACCUGACCCCCCCCCUUUUUUGCUGAUGAGAUGCUACCACCCCACGGAGCCCUCUCGCAACACCCUGGAGCCCUGCCCACCCCCAGCUGAGCCCUGCCCCUUGUGCCCAAAGUCCUUCCCUCUCUGAAGCCCCGCCCCUUUUGCACAGAUAUAUGCAAACCUGCUCUGAGCCCCUCCCCUCCUUCUGGCCCUGUCCCCUGGGAGAAAGUGGGGGCGUCCCCCUCGUGCCUGUGUUUGUGCUGCUGAUGGUGUCUGUGUUGCUAGGCUGAACCAGUAAGCCCCGCCCCCUCUCGAAUAGGCCCCGCCCCCACGCUGGACAGCUCAGAGGUCACCUGUAUUUUUUUGAACAGCCCCGCCUCCUCCACGCUGUUGUGAUCGCACCUCACGUGCCCCUCGGAAAGCCCAUGAGAGCGUGAAGCCUUGCCCCCUCCCUUGUGCGAGGACGUGAGACUCCGCCCAUUUCCUCUUGCGUGAGUGUCAAUCCGCCCACUUCCUUGUGUGAGAGGCUCCGCCUAGUUCCUCAUGCAGGGUUGAGACCACGCCCUCACCAGCUGCUUUGUGCCAUGGCACGAGACUCUGUCCCCCUUCCUCGUGCGAGCGGGCAUGACCCCCCGCUACAUUCCCAGUUGUGCCACAGCCCUGCCGGGCCCCACCCCGUCCCUUAACGCUGGGGGAGGGGCAACCCCAGGUCCCCCCCCUCUUAGCCGUGCCCCUCCGUCGUGAUGCUGUCGCCUGUGGUGUCUGUGUGCCUCGUGGCCGAAGCCAGAGAGACAUAAACUAUAUUAAAGAGAGAUUUAAACACGA
Alligator mississippiensis (American alligator) is the source of this 3925-nucleotide messenger RNA. RefSeq names its product synapsin I (gene SYN1). The coding region runs from base 406 to 2253 and encodes 615 amino acids. Lineage: Eukaryota; Metazoa; Chordata; Crocodylia; Alligatoridae. The transcript has 13 exons. Gene Ontology annotation, molecular function: ATP binding. Gene Ontology annotation, biological process: neurotransmitter secretion. Gene Ontology annotation, cellular component: synaptic vesicle membrane; synaptic vesicle. The record is from RefSeq and is a predicted model, not a curated record.